Scutellospora calospora is the source of this 675-nucleotide messenger RNA. The record is from the annotation of a GenBank genome assembly. NCBI's taxonomy places the organism in Eukaryota, Fungi, Glomeromycota, Glomeromycetes, Diversisporales, Gigasporaceae.
AUGCAAACACAGAGUCGCGAGGCAAGAGAUGAUGAAGAAGACAAUGAAGAGACGGUAAAAGCACAAGAUCCACAAAGACCACGAAUGGAGACACGUCGAACGGGCACAAAUCAAGAAAGAGAUCAAAGGAAUCUUGCUGCUAGAUUAUUUAGGAAUGUUAUGAUUCCAAAAAAGAAAACGAUUUCAAUAUCAAUGAAGAAUACAUUGCUAUGGAAUCCAUCACCGGAUCCGGACAAUCCAAACCAUGCCUUUUUCGAAAACAUAAUUCCAUUUCUUAAUCGACUAUCACAAUUAUACGUGAUUUAUCUCGUUUGUCCAGUUUCAAGCAUACAGGAAAAAGAACAAAUCCUCACACUACUUCGAAACGCACAACAAUUUAGCAAUGAUGUCAUUGAUGAACGAAGGGUUUUGUUUUGUGAAACGGAAGAAGGGAAAAUUCAUAUAAUCAGACAUCUUGAGACAAAUGUCCACGUUGAAGGAGGUAUGAACGGAGAAGAAUGCGUAGAAAUGGUCAGAAGUUUUGUAGACAAUGUUAUUUGGUUAUUGCAUGGAGACAACAUAAGAAACGGAACAUUAGCAGAAAGUAGCGAGAUAAAAUCAAAUAUUGACAGAAGUCAAUGGACCAAUGUCGAAGUCAGUCAGAACCUUUGGACAAGCAGUUUGAGUCAUGAAUAG